AAAUAAAUAUGGACACAAUCUUUCCUCCUUCACUAUUCUCUUUCAUUCAUGUAAGUAUCGCUCCAUCGCACAAUAAUAAUGCCCUCUAAAAAAUAUCUUGUGUCCAAUCCCGCAUGCUAGUCGUUUUCCUUAUAUAAUUCCUUCUUAUCUCCCCGAUUACUCCAUCUCGUGGAAAUCAAAUUUCUAUGGUUUGAUGUCUUAAUUACUAAAUAUUACUGUCAGCUUUGUGUUUUAUUCAACCAAUAUAUGUCAUAACUAUGUAUUUAUGAUAAAAAUUAAAUUUAAUAAUACAGAUAUGAAUAUAUAAUAGUGAAACACAAGAUAUUAUGAAAUACUAUGAUAAACAAAUUCGUUCCCAAGCCGCUUUAGAUGUUUUGUGUUAUUUUUGAAUUGCAGUUCAUUCCAUCCUUGAACUUGUGAGUGAAGAAUUCAUAAAUAUUCCUUAGCUUCGAAAUAUGCUUUGUCUCUCUAUAAAACAAUUAACCAAACCAUAUAUCUAAACGGAUUCACAUUACGUUUCAAUCAUUCUUUUCGUUGUUCCUUUCAUGUGCACGUUCUUCUAAAGUAGGACCAAAGCCUCGAGAACUUUGCCUGCACAACGUCUCUGCCUCUCUCUGUCUCUCUCUCUUCGUGUAUAUAUUCACACACACACACACAUAGAAUCUCGGUCUCUAUAUACAUAUAUAUGAGGCAUUUUGGGAGAUAACAACUCAGAAAGCCGACAGAAAUGAAGGCGAAUGCGGCGAUAGCCGCGUUUAGGUUUCUGCUACUAACGUGCGCGGCGCGGUGCAUUAGCUCGCAGGGGCAGCGGCGCGUGAACAUGACUCUCGUCCGGAACGCUUCGUCGAUGGGCGCAUAUUGCUUGGACGGAAGUUUGCCGGCGUAUCAUUUGGACAGAGGAUUUGGGGCGGGGGCGCGCAACUGGCUUUUGCAAUUUGAGGGUGGUGGGUGGUGCAACGACGUCAAAUCCUGCCUCGACAGAGCCUCUACUCGCCGUGGAUCCACUCUUCACAUGUCUAAGGUUGAGAUUUUCUCUGGCAUUUUGAGCAACAACGCUUCAUUAAACCCUGAUUUUUACAAUUGGAACCGUGUAAAGCUAAGAUACUGCGAUGGUGCCUCUUUUGCUGGGGAUGCUGUAUUUGAUAAUGGAACAUCAUUGCUUUAUUUCAGAGGGCAAAGAAUCUGGCAAGCAAUCAUUCUUGAUCUUCUCCCAAAAGGCCUAGGCCAAGCAAAAAAGGCUUUGCUUUCUGGUUGCUCUGCUGGGGGUUUGGCCACCUUUCUGCACUGUGACAACUUCAGUAGUUAUUUGCCACAAAAUGCAAGUGUCAAGUGCCUAAGCGAUGCUGGGUUUUUUCUUGAUGCACGAGACAUUGCUAUGAACCACAGCAUGAGAUAUUUCUACAAAAGCGUUGUUUCUCUGCAGGGUGUGGAGAAAAACCUGAAUAAGAAUUGCACCACUUCUGGUUUUCCCGAAUUAUGCUUCUUCCCACAAUAUGUAUUGCCAUAUAUCAAGACGCCCUAUUUCAUCUUGAACACGGCGUAUGAUGUGUAUCAAUUUCAUCACAUCUUGGUGCCACCGGCUGCUGAUCCUCACGGCCACUGGUUUCAUUGCAAACUUAGUCCAAAAGCUUGUAAUGCAGUCCAGCUAGCUACUUUACAAGGAUUCAGGAGAUACAUGCUCGAAACGCUACGGCCUUUUUACAUGAACUCAACAAGUGGAGGGAUGUUGAUAAACUCUUGUUUUGCUCAUUGCCAGAGUGAAUCACAGGACACAUGGUUAGCACUCGACUCUCCAAGAGUACACAAUAAGACCAUCGCAGAAGCAGUUGGUGAUUGGUACUUCAGCAGAAGGAUAAGCAAGGAGAUAGACUGUGCAUAUCCUUGUGAUAAUAGUUGCCAUAAUCAGUUAAGCUGAUAGGUAGAUUCAGGAAUUCUUUUAUACAAAGAAGCAGCAUACGUAGAAGGAUAUUCUUUAAACAGGGGUUUUCCAUUCUUCAAGGAAGCAGCUUGGACUCAGUUCAAAUUUAGGCCUAAUAGCAUAUGGUAAUACUACAGAUUAAUUGUUGGUGAGACCUCUUCUUUGUAAGGGAUGAGAUCUAAGGAUCUAGUCCCACCAUUCCGCCUCCUCCAAAUUGGAGAAAAAACAAUAAGAAAAAAAAAAGCAAGAAACUACAGAUGAUUGGGAAA
This is a messenger RNA of Salvia miltiorrhiza (redroot sage), 2187 nucleotides long. Its product is annotated as pectin acetylesterase 9. Gene Ontology annotation, molecular function: hydrolase activity. Lineage: Eukaryota; Viridiplantae; Streptophyta; Magnoliopsida; Lamiales; Lamiaceae. The record is from RefSeq and is a predicted model, not a curated record. Bases 728 to 1915 code for a protein of 395 amino acids. The transcript has 13 exons.